Molecule: messenger RNA, 2310 nt
Organism: Aethina tumida (small hive beetle)
Lineage: Eukaryota; Metazoa; Arthropoda; Insecta; Coleoptera; Nitidulidae
Product: cleavage and polyadenylation specificity factor 73
Exons: 13
Coding region: 120-2192 (690 amino acids)
Biological process (GO): mRNA 3'-end processing by stem-loop binding and cleavage
Cellular component (GO): mRNA cleavage and polyadenylation specificity factor complex
Molecular function (GO): 5'-3' exonuclease activity; RNA endonuclease activity; RNA binding
Source: RefSeq, a predicted model, not a curated record
CCAUACUUAUUGUAAAAAUUUGGCGCCACCUACAACGCCGACGUUUAUGUUCUAUGCCGCUUCCUCAAGACGAGUUUGUAGAGGUUAUGUAAAAUAUUUUUCAACAACAAUUUGUAAACAUGUCUGAGAAAAAGAAGGCAGACACCCAAAUGCCUUCGGAAGAAAGUGACCAGUUAAUAAUCAGGCCAUUGGGAGCCGGACAAGAAGUGGGGCGAUCGUGUAUUAUGCUCCAGUUCAAGGGAAAAAACAUUAUGUUGGAUUGUGGCAUACAUCCAGGUCUCUCAGGAAUGGACGCUUUACCAUUUGUUGAUUUAAUAGAUGCUGACCAGAUUGAUUUGUUAUUAAUUUCACAUUUUCAUUUGGAUCAUUGUGGAGCACUUCCAUGGUUUUUGCUUAAAACAAGCUUCAAAGGCCGCUGCUUUAUGACACAUGCAACUAAAGCUAUCUACAGAUGGUUACUUUCAGAUUACAUCAAAGUUAGCAAUAUUGCCACAGAGCAAAUGCUGUACACAGAGUCUGAUUUGGAAGCCAGUAUGGAUAAAAUUGAGACAAUCAAUUUCCAUGAAGAAAAAGAUGUAUUGGGCAUUAAAUUCUGGGCUUACAAUGCAGGACAUGUACUGGGUGCUGCAAUGUUUAUGAUAGAAAUAGCUGGUGUUAAAAUUUUAUAUACGGGAGAUUUUUCACGCCAAGAGGAUAGACAUUUGAUGGCAGCAGAAAUCCCAACAGUUCAUCCAGAUGUUUUGAUAACUGAGUCUACAUAUGGAACACAUAUUCAUGAAAAGAGAGAGGAACGUGAAAGCAGAUUCACUAAUUUGGUGCAUGAUAUAGUGAACAGGGGAGGAAGGUGUCUCAUCCCUGUUUUUGCCUUGGGAAGGGCUCAAGAAUUACUCUUGAUUCUCGAUGAAUAUUGGAGUCAGCAUCCAGAAUUGCAUGAUAUACCAAUUUAUUAUGCUUCAUCAUUGGCAAAGAAGUGUAUGGCUGUCUAUCAAACCUACAUCAAUGCAAUGAAUGAUAAAAUUAAAAGGCAGAUUGCUAUAAAUAAUCCAUUUGUAUUCAAACAUAUAUCCAACCUAAAGGGAAUAGACCAUUUUGAGGAUAUUGGACCUUGUGUAAUAAUGGCAUCACCAGGUAUGAUGCAGAGCGGUUUGUCCAGAGAACUGUUCGAAUCCUGGUGCACAGAUUCCAAGAACGGUGUAAUCAUUGCGGGUUAUUGUGUUGAGGGAACGUUGGCAAAGACCAUAUUGUCAGAGCCGGAAGAAAUAACUACGAUGUUGGGACAAAAAGUCCCCCUGAAGAUGUCGGUGGACUACAUUUCAUUUUCAGCUCAUACAGAUUAUCAACAGACUAGCGAGUUCAUUAGAAUAUUGAAGCCCCCACAUGUUGUGUUAGUACAUGGAGAACAGAACGAGAUGAGCCGGUUGAAAGCUGCAUUACAGCGGGAGUACGAAGACGAUCCCAACACUUCCAUCGAGUUGCACAAUCCACGCAACACGCACUCGGUUGAGCUGUAUUUCCGUGGUGAGAAGACGGCCAAAGUGAUGGGUUCGCUGGCUGUAAACCGCCCAAGACCAGGCCAUACCGUUUCCGGCAUAUUGGUGAAGCGCAAUUUCAAUUAUCACAUAAUGGCUCCGGAGGAUCUUUCUAAAUAUACAAAUAUGACUCUGAAUCAGAUCAUCCAGAGACAAAGCAUUCACUAUAGCGGUAACUUCUCCGUCCUAAGGUACUACCUGUCGACGGUAGCGGGCCUUUUAGAACCACUGGAAGAUGAUAAGAAGAUGAGAGCAUUUGGUGCCAUAGAUAUUACCAUCGAAAACAAAAUAGUGUCGCUCGAGUGGGAGGCGAAUCCAGUGAACGAUAUGUAUGCGGACACUAUUCUCGCCGCAAUUCUUCAGGCUGACCUUUCUUCUGACAUGCCUACUAAAAAUCUCACCACAAGCGUGAAACUUGACAGGAUGCAUUUUAAAGAAUGUCUAAUCGAAAUGCUGCAGGAUAUGUUCGGCGAAGACUCUGUCCCCAAAAUUUUCAAAGGGGAGAAACUGUACGUUACAGUUGAUGAACAUAGAGCCGACAUUGAUUUAAAUAGUUUGGAAGUGAAGUGUCCAACAGACGAGAUAUUCGAGCGAAUGGUACAAACAGCCGUCAGCAAAUUACACCUUAGUUUAUCACCUCCUCAGUUUGAUUCAACUACAUAAAAUGUUGUUUUUUGUUUUUGUAUUAUAAUAUAAUUAUUUUUAUACAUAUCUACGUUCCUAUUGUUGAGAAGGAAUUUUUGUUAAAAAUGUAAGAAAUAAAUCGUGAUAAUAAAUGCAA